AUGAUUUUUGCAGAAAAUAUGUCCAUCACUCAUCACAAGAAGUUAACGUUUCGGAAGCUUUCAAGUGUCGACCAUCUCAUUUCAAUUGCUUCUUUUAUAGAUCAAUUGCUUUUCGAAAUUGAUUUUAAUGGUCGUAUUAAAUUUUGUUCAUUGAUUCUCAGAAGCAGAAACGAGCCCAAACAAGCAAUUUUGCGCGCAAGCUUACCUUCUUAUGCAAAUGAGGCCAAAACAUUAACAACACCCUCGAAUAAAAAAAAGAGUUGCGGAUCGAUUCCACUGCAUCAUGGUUUGAUUCCUAUAUCCACAUCAUUAGCUAGAAAUUACAUCGAAUCUACAUGCUAUGCUGUUCAACAAGAAAGUAAUCAAGAACUAACGACUCACUACUUUGUAUUAAUAUGGAUAAGUAUGACUAGAAAAUGA
Clunio marinus is the source of this 420-nucleotide messenger RNA. The record is from the annotation of a GenBank genome assembly. NCBI's taxonomy places the organism in Eukaryota, Metazoa, Arthropoda, Insecta, Diptera, Chironomidae.